Molecule: messenger RNA, 3008 nt
Organism: Phodopus roborovskii (desert hamster)
Lineage: Eukaryota; Metazoa; Chordata; Mammalia; Rodentia; Cricetidae
Gene: Dnajb2
Product: DnaJ heat shock protein family (Hsp40) member B2
Exons: 9
Coding region: 191-1165 (324 amino acids)
Biological process (GO): protein refolding; positive regulation of proteasomal ubiquitin-dependent protein catabolic process
Cellular component (GO): endoplasmic reticulum membrane; cytosol
Molecular function (GO): ATPase activator activity; Hsp70 protein binding
Source: RefSeq, a predicted model, not a curated record
GGCCCUCUCUAGGUCUCUAGUAGCUUCCGCGGCGCUGACGCAAGCUUGCGCACACAACUCAGCCUGGCGCGUCGUACGCAGCAUCCGCGAGCCCGGCUGCGGGUGCCAGGCGGUUCCCCCGCGGGGGGCAGGGGCGGGACUCCCGGCUGUGGAGCUCGGAGGAGGAGGGCCGCCUGACGGCUGAGUUGCCAUGGCAUCCUACUACGAGAUUCUAGACGUACCGCGGAGUGCGUCUGCUGAUGACAUCAAGAAGGCGUACCGAAAGAAGGCUCUGCAGUGGCACCCAGACAAGAACCCAGAUAAUAAGGAGUUUGCUGAGAAAAAAUUUAAGGAGGUGGCAGAGGCCUAUGAAGUACUAUCGGACAAACACAAACGGGAAAUCUAUGACCGCUAUGGCCGGGAAGGGCUGACUGGGGCAGGAACUGUUCCCUCUCAACCAGAAACUGGUGGCAUGGCACCUGGCUUCACGUUCACCUUCCGAAGCCCUGAGGAAGUCUUCCGGGAGUUCUUUGGGAGUGGAGACCCUUUUUCAGAGCUCUUUGAUGACUUGGGCCCCUUCUCGGAGCUUCAGAACCCGGGUUCCAGACACUCUGGCCCAUUUUUCGCCUUUUCUUCCUCGUUUCCUGGCCAGUCUGAUUUCUCCUCGUCAUCUUUCUCCUUCAGCCCUGGGGCUGGUGCUUUUCGUUCUGUCUCUACAUCUACUACCUUUGUCCAAGGACGCCGCAUCACCACACGCAGAAUCAUGGAGAAUGGGCAGGAACGGGUAGAAGUGGAAGAGGACGGACAGCUGAAGUCAGUCUCAAUCAAUGGUGUCCCAGAUGACCUGGCACUAGGCUUGGAGCUGAGCCGUCGUGAGCAGCAACCUUCAGUCACCUCCAGAUUGGGGAGCACACAGGUCCAGCCGACCCCUGUCUCCCGCCCCCCUGACGGCACCCUUUCUGAGGACGAGGACCUGCAGCUUGCCAUGGCCUACAGCCUGUCAGAGAUGGAAGCAGCUGGGCAGAAGCCAGCAGGUGGGCGGGGGGCACAGCAACGAUGGCAGGGGCGGUCCAAGGCCCAGCACCAAGACCUUGAUAUGGGAGGCACUCAUAAGGGGGUGAGGGGCCAACCAACCAAACCCAGCCCAUCCUCAGAGGAGAAGGCCUCUCGUUGCCUCAUUCUCUGAAAACCAGGCCAAGCCUGACCUGAUUCAGGUCCUGACUCAGAGUCCAGCUCACUGUGGGGACUGCAGAACGGAGUGUGGCCUGAGUUGCAGGGUCCCAAAUUCUCUCCCUCCACAAAUUUCCCUCCCAGGCCUACCAUCCUGUAGUGCGGACCGGGGAUUUAUUGUGCUCUGUCCAGGGCUGAUAAGUCCCUGUGUAACGCCCAGGACUGCGGGUGUCAGGGCCAUGGGAGGGCCUGUGGAGCCCAGAGGCACUGGUUGGAUCAGGCAUUGCUGAGGGACAUCAGUGGUUUUGGGUGGGACUUUUGUGCCUGUCUGCUUCCACCGUCUAUGUUACUGAUGUCAAUGAAGGGGACUUGGCCCGCUGUGCUCUGAGCUCCCCUGGGGAGCCGUGCAGGCUGAGGGGAGGUCCUCGUGGUUUCCGUGCAGAAAUGAGUUCUCACCCCUGCCGUGUCUUUCCCCUCUGGUGCUGCUCUCCUGCUGCUCUGCUCUCUGCGAUCCUGUGACUGCAUCGCUUGCUUUUGCUGCUGCUUGGCUAGGACUCCCUCCUCCUCCUCUUUGAAGCCUCAGUGUGCACAGGAAGAUGCUGGGGCCAGUGGGGCCAUGAAAUCUUCUAGGGAGGCUAGCUGGGUGGGGUGGAAGCCUCUCAGCCCUCCAGAGUCUCAACCAGAGUCAACUCCUCUUCCCUCCUCCUUGCUGCCUCAGCCUGCCCUGGCCACAGGACUAGGCAGAGGUGAGGCUGGCUGUCCUUGGAGAGGCGGGAUAGGGCCAGGGUGACCCGGUGGGAGGCCUAGGUGGGGACUAGAUCUGUACUCCCUGUCCGUCACUCACGCAUCAGAGCUCAGGGCUUGGCCUAGGUGUGCAUGCUCGGCUCCACCCUCCAUCUGCUUGCAGCUGACCCACUCUCCUGUCACCCACCCCUGCUCUCUCCCCAGAUGUGUUCUGAGCUGGAUAUCCUGGAUACAGAGUUGCUGCAGUUCCAACAGGACAGCGCCCUCCCCAAUGUGCUAGGAGGGAACACUACAUCCCUCUCCCUCACUUAUGCUGAGUGUAGGGCUGGGCCCUGGGUGGUGUGGGUGGGGACUGAGUGGGAGGCACCCAUAGUCUUAGCCUCUGAACUCUUUCCCCUGGGUGCUUAGCACUGUCUCUUGUGGAUUACAAGUCCCAGAGUGCAAUGCACCCUGGCCUCAUUUCUGAUAGCUCUUAUCCCAGGGGAAUUGGUGCUUGGUUAUAAAGCUGGGCUUCUUGGGAUAUGUAGUUCCAAACCUGACCAGCCUGUCACUCUCUCCGAAUGGGGAGAUCUUGUCUUUCAUCUUGUCCCUGGAAGGGGUGGUGACAAUUGUGGAUGAAGGAGAAAAGACCAGAAACUUAGUUCCUCUGAUAUUUCUUGCUAGACACAGGUUGGAGUGAGCACACCCGAGUCCUGUAGCAUCUGAGAGGUGGUUUCCCUUGGGUAGCUGGAGGUCCAAGGACUAAGCUAGUGGGGCAGUGGAUGGAGUAGGUAUAGCAUGGUCCUGGAAGGCUGAUGGCUGUGGGCUGGCAGAGUGUGGAAAAGGCUGCCUUGGCUGGAGUGUGUAUGGCGAAGAUUGGCAUGCAGAGGGAGUGUUGGACAUAUUGCUUGAAUGGCUUUCUUUGACCUCUGACCUUGCUACCCAUUCUUUCUAUCAUCAUUCAUCUUCCAUGAGCCACCUGUCUGCCUCCUGCCUGGGGAGUCCAAGGCCAGUGAGGGGAUUGGUGGGACAGGCUGCGGCCAGCUUCUGUUAAUGCUAAGCCCCUAAGACCCACCAAAGCCAGAUGAACUGAGCUCAGACUCAGGGAAAGUGGAAGCCAAUAAAGUGGAGUUUUG